AUGACACCACAUGCACACCUACCCACUAGGGGAUCAGAGCUGGCUGUGCGAUAUGACUUAUAUAGUGCAUUCGCAUAUGAAGUUCCAGAAGGUGGUAGGCAAAAGGUGUUAACUGAUCUCCAGGUAAGGGUACCCACGGGUGGGUACUAUGCACGCAUAGUGCCACGGUCAGGAUUAGCCUCCAAUCAUGGAAUCCAGAUAGGGGCAGGAGUGGUGGAUGAAGAUUACACUGGUAUCAUUUGGGUAAUUCUUUUUAACAUGGGGAGUGAGGUUUUCUCCAUUAAAGAAGGGGAUAGGAUUGCACAGCUAAUAUGCGAAAAGAUUGGUCUUCCACAGGUGGAGGAAGUUGACGCGUUGGAUCCAACUGAGUGCGGAAGUGGAGUAAACGGGUCAACAGGCUGUGGGGAAACAGGUAAUUAA
Messenger RNA from Polyodon spathula (Mississippi paddlefish), 420 nucleotides. RefSeq names its product deoxyuridine 5'-triphosphate nucleotidohydrolase, mitochondrial-like. The transcript has a single exon. NCBI's taxonomy places the organism in Eukaryota, Metazoa, Chordata, Actinopteri, Acipenseriformes, Polyodontidae. Gene Ontology annotation, biological process: dUMP biosynthetic process; dUTP catabolic process. The coding region runs from base 1 to 420 and encodes 139 amino acids. The record is from RefSeq and is a predicted model, not a curated record. Gene Ontology annotation, molecular function: magnesium ion binding; dUTP diphosphatase activity.